AAUAAUGAUAAUAAUAUCUUCUAAUUCUAGGCUAAUGGGAAAUUACUCACUCCGAAACAUAUUAUUUAUCUUAUCGCAAUCACUUGCUACAACUUUACCCCUGAUUAAAGUUACAGUUUUAAAUUUUAAGUAAUGAAGUGUUUUACGAAUGCUUCUUAAAGUGUUAAUUGGAGAAAAAAACACAGUAACCAGUUAUUUUAUUAAGUAAUUAAGUUUAGGUUAUUAUAAUUCAAUUAUUAUUAAUUAGAAUCACAGAAAAGUACAGUCACAGUCCAGUGAUGUGAGUGUGAGUGACAGUACGCCGUUUAAGUUUACGGGAAUGUGCAGCACUAAAACUUGUCAUCUCGAAAGCUAAUAUAUUAUUUCUUUGAAAAUGAUAAAUGUCGGUUAAGUCCAUAGUCAUAAAAUAAAAAUAAAGUGAAUAUUUUGGUUAAAAAAAAAAAUAAUAAAAAAAAAUCAACUAUCCUAGUAAACUAGUUAGUACUAGUAGGCCCUAAACUUAAACUAAACUAGGUCUUGUAGUUGUAGAAAAUGUUAGUCUUAGUAGUACUGUGAUUUAAAUUAAAUUAAAUGAUAGUUCUGAACUGAAUGUGCAGCACAGCAGUGAGGCAAAUAAUUUCAAAUAGUCAAAUAGUACUAAAUAGUAGCAUAAUAGUAAUACAUUAACGGGUAAUCCCUUAUGCCUUAUAGUAUAGCAUAAUAUGUCCUAUGCCUAGAGGCUAUUUAGUGCAAAAAUUACGGAUUAUCGGCCAAGCCCUAGUAUAGUUGAACACUUUGUUUGCAAAGGCCUGUGACAACUGCUUCAGCCACACAAGUAUAUUGUAUAGACAAUAUUAUUGCAUUAACAUUACUAUAUGCCAACGAGACAUGGACAGUGUACAGCAUGUAUGCCAAACUAAACCAUCUCCGACUAUAGUAUAGUCUAUACUUUUUACGCUGCGUUUAAAGCGUUUGCAGUCCACUCUCUCUAAGUGUCUUGGCAGGUUUGCUUCCACUCCGGAGGAAAGGUGUUGCGUUACCACCCCCCACCACCCAUGGAGUCCUUCGGUCUGGAUGUUUUCUAAGCUGGAACAAAAUGAUUGCCUCGGAGCAGCUUUCUCAGGGCUGUGUAGCUAAAAUCAUCGGCAUGGAUUUUAACCCAAGCCUCAUAUCCAUAAACAGCAAAAAGUAAUCAUGUUCUUUGCUAUUUCCGUUGCGUUGGGAGUCAUGCAAUCAACCCGGGUUUUUUUUUAUUCGGGAGGACAGGUCCACCCUACUAGUAACUAGUCUGCCACGCCACGAAGAGGCAAACUCCAUGUGAACGCCACCAAUAUUCCGCGGAACAGACUAAAAAUUACUAAAAGCUACUAUUAGUUUACAUUUUUUGCUGUACACAUCUCCUUGCUUUAUAUUGGUAUUAAUAGUAUAGUAAGGAUUAUAUUAUGACUAUUAGUAGUAGUAGUCAUAGAAGUAAAUAGGGCCCAACAUGCCAUAGCCUACUAGUACUAGAACUAGUUCUGAAAAAAAGAUGAAAUAAAACUGCAAAAACCUUCUUCAGCAUACAUUUAAAAAGCAAUACAAAUAAAGAAUGAUAAAAAUUGAAAAAAUGAAAAAGAACAUUUUUUAUACUUAUCUUUUACCUUGCAUUAAAUUUAUGGCAUUUAAAUAUAGAUAUUUUAUGUCUUGACUUAACAGUACUUAACUCAUUUUAUCUUUUUUUUCUUCUUUGCAGAAUUGAAAUAAAUGGAUGAUUCUUUACCAUUAGAUGUGUUUCAAGUACUUUCAGCUGUAGCUGAAUAUAGAGUUUACACAAUUUCCUGUCCCCCCAACUUGUUUGGCAAUAUUGUAAUCAUCGUGUUACAUAAAGGCAUUGAAAAAGAUGUCUCAAACUAUCCUCAUCCUAAUCCAGAGUGCACAGAGAAAUGCACUAAGUGUUUGCUGUUUGCUGCACUUACCGCAGUUCAAGUUGUAUUUGGUUAUGACAGUUCACAGCUAAGUCAAACUGUUAAACACUUAAAUCGUCAUGAUUGUCUAAAUCCUCCAGAAAAAAUAGAAAACUACUCCUGUCAAAAGACGCUAAGCUGUGAACAAAUAGAAACUAUUAAUAAAUGGUAUCCAGCUGCGGCUGCUAUUCUUAUCACAGACAAUUUUAUACAUUUGCUGGUAAGUGCAUUUGACUUAAGAAUUUAAAAAAGCAACAUUAAUAUAAAAGAUAAAUCUUAAAUUGAGCAGCCUUAUUGAAUCCUCACUAAACGAUAAAGACAAGCUAUUUAUUCUUAAAUUAAUUAUAAUAAAGGAAUGGUAGGCUAAAUCUCAAAAGCAUUGCCUUGUCUCGUAACUGAACUUGAAUAACAAGAAGAUUGUGACAUUUAGACAAAGCUGAUGCUGAUGGAAAUUUAUGUUUGAUCUAACAAUGAUUUCAACACAAAUUUUUUUCCUGACUUAUUACUUGAAAGCAGCUAUGUAAAAGAAAAGCAAAUAAUUGCGAUAACAGGAAUUAUCAAUGGUAACAGUAAUCCAUACAAUUUGAUUUCCAGAUUGAAUAUGUUAAAAGCAGUUGCACAUUCACAGCUUUUCUGGCCAAGAAAUCUCUUUUAAGUGCAUUAAAGACACAAGUAUUUGAGGUAAAAAAAAUAUCUAUUCAAGAAGACUGACUUUAUUAUAAAAUAAUAUUAAUUGAUGAUGGACAACCUGAAAAAUGUUUACCUGUCUCCACUUUAUUUUUAGUAGUGUCAGAUAUGGGUGACAUUUUUCAUUGGUGUUAUACAAAAUUUUAGGGUGUGAAAGAAAGUAUUUUGCUAUGUUUCUAUCAUUUACCUGAAAGCUUGUCAUAUUAUGCCCCUUCAAAAGUAGCUUUUUUUUGUGAGGACAUUUUUAUAUUACCAGAAUGCAAACAUUUAAGUGUCUGAAAAUCCACCUUAAACUAAAUGUUUGAUAGCAUAGUUAAUAAUCUGUUGUGAAAUGGUUAAGUAACAUGUGUUCUUAGACAAAGAUUUGUUAGAGGAACAUUAUUAAAACGACAUAAUAGAAUAAGCACAAAAUUCAUCAGUUUAAUUUUUAAUGUUUAUUUCUACAAAAGAUAAUAAUGCUCUACAUAUUACUCCAUGUUAAGCUAAAUAUAGUUAAGGUACCGGUACUGUCACUUUAUAUAAUGUUUAUAUUAUUUGGGAGGAUUCUUCAAAAAUUCAUUUACCUAAAAAAAUCUCUCUUACAGGUUCACAGUUUUAUUAAACUUGUAGAGCAGAAUUGGCAAGCAGGAAUCAAUCCAUGCUCCUCAUUUGUUGAAGUUGUAAAGAAUUUAUUGUCCUACAAAGUGCCACAUAUAUCUGUGUGCUCAGAAACAUUUGCUUGUGUUCAUUCUUUUGGAUACGUUCAUAGUUUUCUGUCAAGAAAAACUGACUCAAAGACAGAAACAUUUCCCAACACAGAUGGUAUUUUUGACUACCUAUGUCUUAUUAAAAAAAUCCUGAAAUGUGGGUUAAAAUUAAUUGAUUGUGGACUGUCCCAAGUUUCUGAUUAUUUUAUUCUGUGUUCUUUGUUUCAAAAUUCCAUUUUACCUUACACUGAGGCAUUUUUUUCAACUAUUCAUACUCCUCAUAAACAUUUGAUUUGUUUAAAAUAUUUAAAAUGCUUAAGCUCAUUAUUUGAUGUCAAAUUUCUUCACCCCAAAAAUCUCCCCCCUCAGUGUAUUGUUAUCGUAGGUGGUAGGGUGAGCACAGCACUACUUAGGUGUCUACACAGUCCAUCUUCACACAGUUUAUUAGCAGACUGUAAUUUCGUCGGCUUUAAUUUACAUAAGGCUAAUUCUUAUCAGCAAUCGGAAGACCCCAAAAAAGGUGUUUCAGCAAUGGCUAAAUUGUUAGUUUAUACUGUGUUCAAAGUUCAUGCUAUCACAUUGAUUGGAAAUGAAAAUUUUCAACCCUUAAUAGCAGCUGAGCUUUUUUCUUUGUUGUGUAAAGUUCAAGAACUUGUUACCAAAUGUGACCAAGAUUCAGAGGACUGGCUGACUGUUCUUUUUGCAGACCAGGAUGAUAAAUGGAUUUCAUCUCUACUUUGCUUAUUAAUGCUUCAUAGAAAGAUCAUGUUAAGGUAACAUUGAAAGAACAGUUUUAAAGAAAUGUGAGAGUGCAGAGUGGCUGUAUUUGUGAAUAUUAUUAUAUUCUUCAUUUUGUUUUUCAAUAUUUGAGGAUACUAAUGAUGGUAUUUUCAAACGGCUACGACAGAAUUAUCAGCAUAGUACGUUAUUAAAUAUAGCGUUAAAUGUACUGUUUGUGAUUUCUAUGUAACUUUUGUAUUUUUAUAAUUCAGGUUGGAAGAGCUGACAUGGUCAACAAGCACAGAAAAAGUUACCAGUAACAAAGAUUUUGAGAAUUUGGACAUAGAGAAACUUUGCCAAUGUAUAUGUCCUCACAGACUUUUUCUACAACUAGCAAAGUUCUUAGGUUAUGAUCAUCUGGUGCUGGCCGACUUCCUGACAUCACCAGAAACACAUUUCUUAUAUUAUUUUAGUCAAUAUUUGCAUACUGUCAAUGAAAAUUGGACUAAUUUUUACACUUGUGUAGUAUCUGUAUCUAGCAAUAGCAGCAAAGUAGAUACUGCUAUCUCACCCAAAAUAGACCCUGAUAGCUCAGCAAUUUAUAAUCCAACAGUUCUUCAAAAUGCUACUUCAACCAGUUAUUAUCCAACAGUGCAGCUGGUAGAUGAGUGUAGAUCAAACCUUUCAUAUUUACAUAAUCACUCAAACCAUUUGUUAUUAGAUGUUAAGAGGGAACUUUCUGAUGAAGAAAAACCUGAUGAAAGAAAAUUAUAUAGCAAUGAAAAAACUGACUUCCAACAUCUCCCUUUGUUAAGAAAAGAAAAUCAAGUCAUAGAUUCCUUUACUCAUCUUAUAGGUCCCAUUGUUCAUAAUGAUAGUGUUGUAAGAAAACAACAGAUUGUAUUAGUUUCAUAUUCAGACUCGGACGAAAAUGAAGAAGAAGAAACUACUGAAAAAUUAAAUUUGGUUGGAGGCAUGUCAUGUUAUUCUGACAUUAUUCCUUCCACUAACAUAGAGGCAAGUAUUGUUUGUGGUAACAAUGAAGCUGCUCUAUGGAAGAAAAAUAACAGCACAGAUCUUGAUGAACACAGUAGUCAAGAAGAGAGUUCAAGUGCUGGUCUAAAAAUACCAGAGGAAGUGGUACUAGUCAUGGAGAUGUUUAUUCGUCUCAGACUAUAUCUAGAGAGACUUGUUGAUAAAAAUAUUUUCCCCUAUAAUGUCCAACCACUUAUCCUAUUAUUGGAAGUUUGUGAAGACACUUAUGAUAAUUUCUGCACAUCCUCUCAAAUGUAAUUGGAGAUGUUUUUAUCCAUUUCAUAACCGGGUUAGAAAACCGGGUUAGGUUCUUUCUUCUAACUCCUGUAAUAAUGCAGUAUAACUUGUCAUGAAGCAAGUAGCUCACAUCAUUAAUGCUCAAAUAUAUUAUUUGUUGUGAUAUCAAGUAACAUUUGGUUUUUAAAUCUGCCUCUCAAACUCAAAGACUUGUGCACAUAGAAAAGGAAUUUUAAAAACCAGUUUAAUCAAGUUUAGCACCACAAACUGUUUUCAUUAUCUGUGGAUUAUUAUUUUCAAAAUAUUUGUGCACACUGGGCAUGAACUUGUUAAUUGAUUUGUACAUGAUUAUUUAGGGCUUUCUCUCUACCAAUGCAUGUUAAUGUUAUGUUAGUAAUUUUGUUUGC
Lymnaea stagnalis (great pond snail) is the source of this 5694-nucleotide messenger RNA. Lineage: Eukaryota; Metazoa; Mollusca; Gastropoda; Lymnaeidae. The record is from the annotation of a GenBank genome assembly.